Athene cunicularia (burrowing owl) is the source of this 1896-nucleotide messenger RNA. It is a transcript of the gene SIRPA, whose product is annotated as signal regulatory protein alpha. The coding region runs from base 1 to 1590 and encodes 529 amino acids. The record is from RefSeq and is a predicted model, not a curated record. The transcript has 9 exons. NCBI's taxonomy places the organism in Eukaryota, Metazoa, Chordata, Aves, Strigiformes, Strigidae. Gene Ontology annotation, cellular component: plasma membrane.
AUGGGGUGGAUGAAACGGGACAGAGCGAGUACGGAGAACGUGGCGUCUGCGAAGGGAGCUCGCUUUUGUGGAGCGCCUUGCGUUUGGUGCCCUUGGUUCCUCCUGGCUGGCAAAGCCGAGCGGCCCUGGGGGAGGCAGCGCGGUGUGCCGGCAGGUGUGGGUGCCCAGACGGGUCAGAGCUUCAAGCUGCACCAGCCCCAGGACGAGGUGUUGGUGACAGCAGGGGACACGCUCACCCUGACCUGCACCGUGUCUGUGGACAGUCUCCUCGGCCCCGUGAAGUGGCUGAAGGGCUGGGGCAGCAGCAACGAGACUGUUUAUGAGCAGACGGGCACCUUCCCCCGCGUGACAAGGGUCGUGAGUGCGUCUGACGCAGAUUUCAGCAUCCGCAUCAGCGAUGUUCGCCCCGAGGAUGCCGGCACCUAUUACUGUGUCAAGUUCAGCAAGUCGCUGGGUGGUGAGGAGGUGUUUCGGCAUGGAAAGGGCACGGAGGUGUCCGUGCACGCCUUACCCACCCCCCCAGUCGUGUCCGGGCCCAACCACAGAGCGGGGCCGGGGCAAUCGGUGUCUUUUACCUGCACGGCCGGAGGGUUCUUCCCCAGAGACAUCAGUGUGAAAUGGUUCAAGGACAACACCACGAUCUCAGCUCAGCAGCCCCAGAUCACCCCUGGGCGGACGAGAUCCUCCUACAACGUGUCCAGCAACGUGACGAUGACGCUGCAGGAGGACGACGUCCGCGCGCGGCUCGUUUGCGAGGUGCAGCACUCCACGCUGCCGGCCCCGCUGAGGGGGCACUACCAGCUCAGCAGGGCCCUGCGAGUUUCCCCCCAUGUCCGCGUGGUCCCUGACCUGCUGAGCCCCGUUGGGGUGAACAAGACCUUGAACUUCACCUGCCACGUGGAGGGGUUUUACCCGGGAGAGGUGGCUGUCACCUGGCUGGAGAACGGGACGGAGAUAAAGGUGGAGAACGUCUCCCAGCUGAGGAAGAACCCCCGGGGCUUGUUUGGGCUGAGGAGCCUGGUGGAGGUCCAAGCGACGGAGGAGAGGAACGGCUCCGUGUUCACCUGCCGCGUGGUGCACGACGCCCAGCCGCCCCUCGACAGGACGGUCACCCUGUGGAUCGCUGCCCUGGCCAGGGACGGGCUGAGAGACUGGGCCCAGAUGGAGAACGGCAAUUUGCUGGUCAUCUACAUCGUGGUGGGGGUGGUCUGCACGGUGCUGGCGCUGCUGGUGGCUGCGAUUCUUUACCUCAUCCGGACAAAGCAGAGCAAGGGUAAAAGCUCACCAUCUGCUAGGUUACACGAGCCCGAGAAGAGCAGCGAGGCCACUACCCAGGAAUCCGACCCCAACAACCUGACCUACGCCGACCUGAACUUCGACAGAGAGAGGAAGACCAUCCGCCGGAUGGCGGAGAUGAGCCAGCAGUCGGAGUAUGCCUGUAUCCAGAGCAACCGGAUGCCCACCAGCGACGACAACCUCACCUACGCCGACCUGGACAUGGUUCACCUCAGCAAAGCGCCCAGGCGACCGGCCCCGCACCCCGAGGAGGCCGGCUCCGAGUACGCCAGCGUCCAGAUCCCGAGGAAGUGAGCAGGGCUGGAGCGGCUGCCGGGACACCCCCGCCACCCCGCGUCACGGGGAACCACCCUGCUCCUCCCCAGGAGGAUUUUCUCGGAAGCACAGAGCGGUGUGACGAUGCGCCGCGGUGCCCGCGUUUGGGGCUGGAACAGAGCCUGCAGUACUGUGGGGGUCAGCUCCCAUCUGCAGAGGCCUGUUUUGGUUUUGUUUUGUUUUUUUUGAGGGGGGGUGGCUUGGUCUCGGGGCUGCCAGCUCCAUCUUUUUUGGGAUUCCCCCCCCCUGCAGCCACGGGGGCCACAAGCGGGUGACGCCAGCGGA